UCCUAAAACAAGAAAACAUUUUGAAGAGCAGAAACAGAGAUUUUCUCGGAAAAUUUAUUCUCCAAGAAAAUUUACAUUUUUUUCUUUCAAUCAGACCAAAAGGUUUGAUUUUUUUUUUUUUUUCAAUCUGUACGUUUCUUUCUUCUCUUCUCCAAUCUCUGUUUCUGACAAAAGAUCCUGUUUUGCUAAGCUUUUCACUAUAAAGAUUCAAUCUUUCAUGUAAAGGUUAAGUCUUUUUGUGAUUCUUUCUUGUGGGUUUUAUUGAAUGGGUUUCAAGGUUUGAGAGUUAGGGUUUAGAGCUUUAAGUUUGUUAUUUGGGUAAGCUUGUGUGGAGAUGGGAGAGUUUGAGGUGGUAGAUGGAGAAGAGAAAUUGAUUGUUGCUGCUAAGUAUCUUGUGAAGGAGAUUAGAUCUGGUAAGAGUUUUACUAAUGAGGCUAAGAAGGUUUUGGGGAAUCUUUUAGUAGAGUUGUCUCGUGUGGUAGUGAUAUCUGAAGAUAGAGAUGAGGAAGAUGAAGUAAGUGAGAUUGAGGAAAGGCUUAAUGUUGUUAGUGAGAAGAUUAUGACUAGGGAGGUUGAUGAAUCAAUGAUUUGGGAUUUGGGUUCAGGUGAAGGGAGUUUGUAUUUGGAUGCUGUGAAUGAGUUGAGAAGUUUGAUUGAUCGGUUGGACGGUUCAAAGACUGGGAACGAGGAGGUUUCUUUGAGGAAAGCUCAUGAUGUUCUUCAAACGGCGAUGGCACGGCUUGAGGAGGAGUUUAAGCAUCUUCUUGUGGAGAAUAGAUUGCCUUUUGAGAUUGAACAUACUUCGUUUCGGUCUAUUGAAGCGGAUCAUGGUGUGGAAGAAGGUUCCAUGGCUUCUUUUGGUGCUGCUUCUACUGAGGAUUUGAUUCUUGGAAGCAAUAACAAUAGUAGGAGAAGCUCAGGGGAAAUCGUGGUUGAUUUGAUUAAUCCUGAUGUUAUAUCAGAUCUCAAGAACAUUGCAGAUACUAUGAUUGCUUCGGGAUAUGAUCGCGAGUGUAUCCAGGUAUGUACAAUGGUUAGAAAAGACGCGCUGGAUGAGUUUCUUUAUAGCCAUGAGGUUGAGAAGUUGAGUAUUGAAGAUGUUUUGAGGAUGGACUGGGCGACGCUGAAUACGAAUAUCAAGAAAUGGGUUCGGGUUAUGAGAAAUAUUGUCCAGAUAUAUCUCUUAAGCGAGAAGUCUCUGGAUAGUCAGAUCUUUGGGGAUGUGAACGAGAUUGGUCUAACAUGUUUUGUUGAUACAGUAAAGGCUCCGAUGAUGCAGUUGCUCAAUUUUGGUGAAGCUGUGUCUCUUGGUCCACGACAACCCGAGAAACUGCUUAGGAUUCUUGAAAUGUAUGAGCUAGCAUCCGAGCUUUUACCAGAGAUCGAUGCUCUUUUCACGGAUCAGCCUGGUUCAUCUGUUAGAACAGAAUACAGGGAGGUGAUGAGGAGACUUGGGGACUGUGCAAGAACAACAUUCCUUGAAUUUAAAAGCGCCAUUGCUUCGGAUGUCUCAUCUCAUCCUUUCCCAGGAGGAGCGGUUCACCCGCUUACAAACUACGUGAUGAACUACCUCAUGGCGCUAACAGAUUUCAGCCACACGCUCGACUCUCUUCUUAUGGAACACGACGAUGUAGAAGAACUACCACCAUCGCCGGAUAUUAUCAAUCCUGUGAUGGUCGAAGAAGAGUCUACUCACGAACACUCUUCUUCACCAGAAAAGUUUCUCGCAAUGACCCAACAUUUCUACUCCAUAACCUCGGUUCUCGAAACCAAUCUUCAAGAGAAAUCAAAACUAUACAGAGAUAUCUCUCUGCGACACAUUUUUCUCCUCAACAACAUACACUACAUGACCCGGAAAGUGCUAAAGUCCGAGUUGAGACACAUCUUCGGCGACAAAUGGAACCGAAAACAUACAUGGAAGUUUCAGCAGCAAGCAACAGAGUACGAACGUGCCACUUGGCUCCCUGUCCUAUCCUACCUCAAGGACGAUUCUGGUUCAGGCUCAGGCUCGGGUUCAAGAAACUUACGCCCAAGGGAGCGGUUUCAAGGAUUCAACACCGCGUUCGAGGAAGUAUACAAGUCCCAAACUGGUUGGCUAAUUUCAGAUGAAGGGCUAAGAGAAGAUGUGAGGACAAAGGCAUCUAUGUGGGUGAUCCAAGCAUACUGGACAUUUUACAGUAGACACAAGAACACUGUAAGUGAAAGGUAUACUAAGUACACUACUGAUGAUCUUGAGAGACUCUUAUUAGAUCUCUUUGCUGGUUCUCCUAAAUCCUUGAACAAUUCUUACAGAAGAUGAUGAUGAUGAAUUGUAUUUGGUGAUUCUUAUGAUACUUAUUUUUAUGUUAUACGUAUAGAAAAAUACAUGUAAUUUGCUUCAUUUGUAUUGAAUUUAUUUGACCUUUGUAAUCUUUAUAUUCAUCAUUUCAUUGAAUAUGUUUUAGUGAAAUAAAAGUCUUUGUUGUUUGUU
Molecule: messenger RNA, 2470 nt
Organism: Capsella rubella
Lineage: Eukaryota; Viridiplantae; Streptophyta; Magnoliopsida; Brassicales; Brassicaceae
Product: exocyst complex component EXO70E2
Exons: 1
Coding region: 335-2299 (654 amino acids)
Biological process (GO): exocytosis
Cellular component (GO): exocyst
Molecular function (GO): phosphatidylinositol-4,5-bisphosphate binding
Source: RefSeq, a predicted model, not a curated record